AUGCAUCGAGGCCUCACGCCGUAUAAUGCCGUUUGUCUCCCUAUGUGCGGAGUCGAUUGCGGGGCGCGUCGGGGCCGAGCGAGGCGCGGGGAGCGGGAGGCCCGGCGCGCUCGGCGGUCUGGCGGACACUGCGCGCCGCGGCGGGCCGCGGGCCCCGCCGGGGCGUGGCGCCCGGCCCCGGCGCGCCACCCAAUCGCCGCCCGCCGCCGCGCCCCUCCCGCCCCUCCCGCCCCUCCGGCCGCUCUACCGCGCCCUCCGCGCUCUACCGCUCUCCUCGCCGCCCGCCACUCGACCGCGCGCCACCGCACGGACGCGCGCCUCCCGCCGGCUGCGUCGGCCGGGCGCGCUCACACUAUCCUGCCGUGCGCCAUGGUCUGUGUAUGCUAUUCGGCAGGAAUGCACCGAGACGCGGACGACACGCCGUCGGCGUCAAAGUAUGCUCGG
Molecule: messenger RNA, 444 nt
Organism: Iphiclides podalirius (scarce swallowtail)
Lineage: Eukaryota; Metazoa; Arthropoda; Insecta; Lepidoptera; Papilionidae
Source: the annotation of a GenBank genome assembly